Molecule: messenger RNA, 1419 nt
Organism: Leptonychotes weddellii (Weddell seal)
Lineage: Eukaryota; Metazoa; Chordata; Mammalia; Carnivora; Phocidae
Source: RefSeq, a predicted model, not a curated record
GCGUCUGGCAGGGGACUUGGCUGGGGGAUUCGGCCCUCUUCCCCUGAGGGGCUUGGUGCCUUCCAAUUGGCUGCGAGCAGCGGUGGCCCGUCGCCCAUUGGCUGCUGCCAGCCCCGAGGGGCGGGGAAGCCGGAGGAGCUCUAGAGCGUCCGUGCCGCGGAAAGCGGGGAGUCUGGGGCGAGCCCGGCGCGCCUAGCAGCGUACCACGCCUCGCUUCAUCUCAGAAGAAAAAAAUGGAAGGCCUGCCUGAUGCUGCUGCUUUUGCAACUAGACUUAAAAACACUCUCAUCCAGUAUCAUAGCAUCGAAGAUGAUAAGUGGCGAGUUGCCAAGAAAACGAAAGAUGUAACAAUUUGGAGAAAACCUUCAGAAGAAUUUAAUGGAUACCUUUUCAAAGCCCAAGGUGUUAUAGAUGACAGCAUCAAUAGUGUCAUAGACCAUAUACGCCCAGGUCCCUGUCGCUUGGAUUGGGACAGCUUAAUGACUUCAAUGGACAUUUUGGAACACUUUGAAGAGAAUUGCUGUGUGAUGCGUUACACUACUGCUGGUCAGCUUUGGAAUAUAAUUUCCCCGAGAGAGUUUGUUGAUUUCUCCUACACUGUGGGCUAUGAAGAAGGGCUUUUGUCCUGUGGUAAUGAUCUCAAAACCUUAUACUUUCUUUUCAUUUGUCUUAAAUAUUUGAGUUUUCCCAGCUGGAUGUGUCUAUGUGAGAUAUAUUUUCAGCCUUCACACUUAUUUUAUGAUCACUAAGCUUUGCAAAUGCUACAUCACAGGAAUUAAAAUAACAGUAUCAAGAAGGGUUUUGAAAUCUUUCUGGUUAAGUUUUUAUUCUCAGUUACAUGGUAUCCUCCAGGUCACAGCUAACAAACAGGAAUCACGUAGCUGCCUCUGAGAAAGGGAUGUAGUAAGCAGAUUAAGUCACUCUCAGAAAAUAGCUUCUUAGUCAUAUCCAUAGAAAAAAUAGGCAUGGUGUGUUAGAAUAUUUUUCCUUCCUUGAGCUGUGUAAUAUUUUUUUAAAAAAUGAAAAAUACUGCUAUUAGAAGGCUCCUGCUUCCUAAAAUAUAUCUAUAGGUAAAUCAAUCUUUUUUUGUGUAUCGUAUAUACUCGAGUUGGCAGUUGUAGGUAAAUAUCUGCUUGUUUACUCUUAGCCAGCCAGUACCAAAGUUGGAUGUGGUAGUGCCUUUAGGGAGUAGUGGUGGUACCAUAGUUUUGAUUUUUGGCACCUUGAGGCCUGGGUGCUACAGCCAAGAUUCAUAGUUUCCAAGGAGUUACCAAGAUGACAUAAUGUUACCUAUUCUGAUGGGAUUAGAACUUUCCCCAUUACCUCUAGCCCUCUGUCAGAAUUCUACUUGGUAAUUAUCUUUUUCAUUCUUCUAUGGUCACUCUUGGGGCUUAGUUUUCAUCUACAUGAGUAAGAAGA